AGAGUUUUGAUGCUCAGACAGCCCAACGUUAUUCGCAAUCCAGCAGUUGUCGCGUUCGGAAGCAGAUCGGAACAAUCCCCUGGAAACCUAUUAGCAUACAGGCAAAAAAUUUGCUGGUUGUGUUGAGUCGACGUCGACACGCUUCAAUUGGAUUCGGAAUUAGAUUUAUUGAAAUGCUGCCCUUUCGCUGGGGCCUGCUACUAGGCAUUGUGGUGCUCAUAGCGUGCGCCAAUGGAGCAGCUAUCGAUCAAUCGUCGCAGAACGAAGAUGAACUCUCUGGUCUGUCUGAUUUGGAGCGAUCAAAGAGAAGCGGAAGAGGCUAUGCAAGAGGACAGACGCAGUCGCAGUACUUGAACUUUGGCAAGCCCGAAGAGGAUGGCAAGGCCGAGGCAGAGGCUAACGAAAGCGGCUCACGCUCGACAGUUUCUGGCAGCCACGGAAUGGGGCAGGCCCAGAGUCAGUUCUCCUCGGGAGAUUGCAGCGGCUGUUCCGGCUAUCAAACUGGAAGCUCACUCGAUGGCAGUGGAGGUCUUAUAGGAAGACCCGAUGCUAUUAUUAGUCUACCAAGUGCAGAUGCUGUUAGCGGCUUUGGUGGACAGCCUGGAUUUCGGAGUCAGCCCGGUUCCGGAAGUCCAGUUGGUGGGCAGCCUGGUAUUGGAGGAUUUCCAGGAGUCACUGGGGGACAAGCUGGACAGCCCGGACUUGGAGCUGGUCACCAAGGACUUGAUGGAAAACAUCCUGGCGGGGGAGAAAUAAUUAGUGGGCCAGGAAUCGACGGACGACAAACGGGUGCUGCUGGACAGCCCGGGUACGUAACUCAGCCUGGAGCUGAGGAUCAGUCUGGAGGUCAAACCAUAUACGGAACACAACCAGGAGUUGGUGAACAGACAGGUAUCGGCAGCGGACAGCCCGGAUUUGGGGCUCAACCUGUAGUUGGAGGUCAACCCGGAUACGGAACACAAGCAGGAGUUGUUGGACAGCCAGGUAUCGGUAGCGGACAGCCCGGAUUUGGGGCUCAACCUGUAGUCGGAGGUCAGCCCGGAUACGGAACACAACCAGGAGUUGGUGGACAGACAGGUAUCGGUGGCGGACAGCCCGGAUAUGGAGGUCAAUCUGGGGUUGGAGGUCAACCUGGAUACGGAACACAACCAGGAGUUGGUGGACAGACAGGUAUCGGUGGCGGACAGCCCGGAUAUGGAGGUCAAUCUGGGGUUGGAAGUCAACCUGGAUACGGAACACAACCAGGAGUUGGUGGACAGACAGGUAUCGGUGGCGGACAGCCCGGAUAUGGAGGUCAAUCUGGAGUUGGAGGUCAACCUGGAUAUGGAACACAACCAGGAGUUGGUGGACAGACAGGUAUCGGUGGCGGACAGCCCGGAUAUGGAGGUCAAUCUGGGGUUGGAGGUCAACCCGGGUACGGAACACAAUCAGGAGUUGGCGGACAGCCCGGAUUUGGAGGUCAACCUGGAACUGGAGGUAAAUCUGUAUACGGAACACAACCAGGAGUUAGUGGACCGACAGGUAUCGGUGGCGGACAGCCCGGAUAUGGAGGUCAAUCUGGGGUUGUAGGUCAACCUGGAUACGGAACACAACCGGGAGUUGGUGGACAGACAGGUAUCGGUGGCGGACAGCCCGGAUAUGGAGGUCAAUCUGGGGUUGGAGGUCAACCCGGAUACGGAACACAACCAGGAGUUGGUGGACAGACAGGUAUCGGUGGCGGACAGCCCGGAUAUGGAGGUCAAUCUGGGGUUGGAGGUCAACCCGGAUACGGAACACAACCAGGAGUUGGCGGACAGCCUGGAUUUGGAGGUCAACCUGGAACUGGAGGUAAAUCUGGAUACGGAACACAACCAGGAGUUAGUGGACCGACAGGUAUCGGUGGCGGACAGCCCGGAUAUGGAGGUCAAUCUGCGGUUGUCGGUCAACCUGGAUACGGAACACAACCGGGAGUUGGUGGACAGACAGGUAUCGGUGGCGGACAGCCCGGAUAUGGAGGUCAAUCUGGGGUUGGAGGUCAACCUGGAUUCGGAACACAACCAGGAGUUGGUGGACAGACAGGUAUCGGUGGCGGACAGCCCGGAUAUGGGGGUCAAUCUGGGGUUGGAGGUCAACCCGGAUACGGAACACAACCAGGAGUUGGUGGACAGCCUGGAUUUGGAGGUCAACCUGGAACUGGAGGUCAACCUGGAUUCGGAACACAACCAGGAGUUAGUGGACCGACAGGUAUCGGUGGCGGACAGCCCGGAUAUGGAAGUCAAUCUGGGGUUGGAGGUCAACCCGGAUACGGAACACAACCAGGAGUUCGUGGACAGACAGGUAUCGGUGGCGGACAGCCCGGAUAUGGAGGUCAAUCUGGGGUUGGAGGUGAACCCGGAUACGGAACACAACCAGGAGUUGGCGAACAGCCUGGAUUUGGAGGUCAAUCUGGGGUUGGAGGUAAAUCUGGAUACGGAACACAACCAGGAGUUAGUGGACCGACAGGUAUCGGUGGUGGACAGCUCAGUUUUGGAGGUCAACCUGGAGUUGGAAGUCAACCCGGAUACGGAACCCAACCAGGAGCUAGUGGACAGACAGGUAUCGGUGGCGGACAGCCCGGAUAUGGAGGUCAAUCUGGGGUUGGAGGUCAACCCGGAUACGGAACACAACCAGGAGUUGGUGCACAGACAGGUAUCGGUGGCGGACAGCCCGGAUAUGGAGGUCAAUCUGGGGUUGUAGGUCAACCUGGAUACGGAACACAACCGGGAGUUGGUGGACAGACAGGUAUCGGUGGCGGACAGCCCGGAUAUGGAGGUCAGUCUGGGGUUGGAGGUCCACCUGGAUACGAAACACAACCAGGAGUUGGUGGACAGAUAGGCAUCGGUGGCGGACAGCCCGGAUAUGGAGGUCAAUCUGGGGUUGGAAGACAACCCGGAUACGGAACACAACCAGGAUUUGGCGGACAGCCUGGAUUUGGAGGUCAACCUGGAACUGGAGGUAAAUCUGGAUACGGAACGCAACCAGGAGUUAGUGGACCGACAGGUAUCGGUGGUGGACAGCUCGGGUUUGGAGGUCAACCUGGAGUUGGAGCUCAACCCAGCUACGGAACCCAAGCAGGAGUUGGUGGACCGACGGGUAUCGGUGGUGGACAACCCGGAUAUGGAGGUCAAUCUGGGGCUGGAGGUCAACCCCGUUACGGAACCCAACCAGGAUUUGGUGGACAGCCUGGACUUGGAGGUCAACGUGGAGCUGGAGGUCAACCCGGAUAUGGAACACAACAAGGAGUUGGUGUACAGACUGGUAUCAGUGGUGGGCAACCAGGAUAUGGAGGUCAAUCUGGGGCCUUAGGUCAACCCGGAUACGAAGCCCAACCAGGAUUUGGUGGACAGCCUGGAUUUGGAGGGCAACCUGGAGCUGGAGGUCAAUCCGGAUACGGAACACAACCAGGAGUUGGUGGACAGACUGGUAUCGGUGGCGGACUGCCCGGAUUCGGGGCUCAACCUGGAGUUGGAGGUCAACCCAGUUACGGAACCCAAGCAGGAGUCAGUGGACAGCCUGCUAUCGGUGGGAGACAGCCAGGAUACGGAGCACAACCCGUAGUUGGGGGGCAGACUGGUAUCGAUGGAGGACACCCCGGAUUUAGAGGUCAACCCGGAUACGGAACACAACCAGGAGUUAGUGGACAGACAGGUGUCGGUGGCGGACAGCCCGGAUAUGGUGGUCAAUCUGGAGUUGGAGGUCAACGCGGAUACGGAACACAACCAGGCGUUGGUGGACAGACAGGUGUCGGUGGCGGACAGCCCGGAUAUGGAGGUCAACCUGGAGUUGGAGGUCAACCCAGCUACGGAACCCAACCAGGAGCUAGUGGACAGACAGGUAUCGGUGCCGGACAGCCCGGAUAUGGAGGUCAAUCUGGAGUUGGAGGUCAACCCGGGUACGGAACACAACCAGGCGUUGGUGGACAGACAGGUGUCGGUGCCGGACAGCCCGGAUAUGGAGGUCAACCUGGAGUUGGAGGUCAACCCGGAUACGGAACCCAACCAGGAGUUGGUGGACAGACAGGUAUCGUUGGCGGACAGCCCGGAUUUAUAGGUCAACAGCCCGGAGCAGGAGGAUCGCAGUUUGAUGGAAGGCACCCGGGAACCGGUGGUACUUCAGAUGGCCAAAUAGGUGCUCCGGGACGGUAUACAGCUGGAGCUGGUGUCACUCCUGGAGCUGCUGGUGUUGGCGCGCCAAGUACAGUUGCCGGCGGAGCUGAUGACACAUUUUCUCAAGCGGCAUCCACUAUUGGGAACGGCCAGGCAUCUGCCAGUGCCGAGGGCAAAAAGAAUGGCGGAACUGCUAAGACCCAAGUAUCCGGCACAUACAGUACGGGCGGUUCUUUCAGCGCUAGUGCAAUGACUUCCGACGCAGAUCGGGCUGCCAGCGCCCAGGUUACUGGCAAUGCUGAUGGCGCUAUGAGCCAGUCCCAAGGCUCUGGAGGACCGGCCCAGUCCCAGGCCCAAGUGCAGGUUAACUCGAAGGAUGGAGGCACCAAGGCUUCAUCACAGAGUGGGGGUCUGAUUCACCAGAGCCAGAGUGAGGUGCAGGCCAACGAUAAGGGCGGCUUGGCCGAUGCCCAGUCCAGCGGACCGGGCCAAACCUCUUCCCAAGCUCAAAUCGGCUUCCGUCCAGGUCAGGAUACCAGUUCGGUAGUGGCACCAGGUGGCGGACAGGCUUCCGCACAAUCGGGCAGCCAUUCUGGCCAGAGCCAGUCUCAGAUCCAAGGAACUUCCAGCUUUGGGGUAUCAUAUCACGGCGCUGCACAGUCCGCAUCAGGAACUAAGGAGCAGGUGGACACCUAUCGGGAGCAAAAUCGAGAGCUCUUCAAUACAAUCAGCCAGUUUGGCAACAGUGGAAAUGCUGUAACCGAUCGGGCUGAUGCCGUCUUUAGUGGCCCGGCACUCACGUCUGAAUCUGAUUCAAUACCCGAGCUGCAGCUGAAGUCUACAAAGACAAGCAAGGAAGAGCCUGAGAAGGUCGAUAAGAAGCCAGAUCAAUCGGAACCAGUUCAAUACGACGACGAGGAAGAGGACGAGGGGGAUGAAUACGACGAGGAUGAGUACUACAACGAGAAACCUGUCAAGCUAGAGGAGGGUCCAAAGCCACCGAACAAGAUUAAGGAUUCGGAGUCCACACCUCAUCCACAGACCUAUACCCAGUCGUCCCCCACGCAGAAGCAGCAGGCAGUAGUGGCCCCAUUGCCAGCGGAAAAGUACCAGCUGGUGCAGAAACAGAACGGACUCAUUAAUAGCUACUCGGAGCGAUCAACCACAGAGUCCGUGCCCAGUGGGUUCCGCGGCACGGUGAACGUGCAAAAGAAGUUUCACACAAAGUCGCUUGAGCUUCAUAAUACCGACAAGAAGGUCGAAAUCAGUGCCGACACUGACUCCGAUGCCCCGAGUACACCCACUCGCGGUAGCAAAGCGCCUCGCGCACCAGACAGCUAUGUAACAGUCACCAAGUCGGUGACUGGAAGCAUGGACAAUAGCAAGAACCCACCGCAGGAUAACAAGAACUUCCAGUCCACGUACUACACCAAGUCCUCGACCUGCGGAUACUUCACCUUCUCCUGUAACAUUGUCUACGGAGCGAAUGGACGCAGCAAGAUCUGUCGCCCAAAAGCCCCAGCCAAUGGCAAGUGCUAAAGGGGAUGCAAGCCCACGCCCACCCACCCCACAUUAUAGUAGAUCAGUUCCCAAGGGGCUCAAUUUUAGAACAGUCCAUCUAACUGUCACCAAAAACACCCCCCCCAUAUUUGUAUUUUUAUGCAGCAAGUUCUUAAGCAUUUAAGUGUUUUUUUGCAAAUAAUUUUAGCAUCUUACUGCCAUUUCUUAAAUAUUUCAUAGGCUUUGCAAUUGUAAUUAAUAUUUAAUAAAAGUCAUAAGAAAACAGAAA
Molecule: messenger RNA, 5913 nt
Organism: Drosophila pseudoobscura
Lineage: Eukaryota; Metazoa; Arthropoda; Insecta; Diptera; Drosophilidae
Gene: prc
Product: collagen IV-like protein pericardin
Exons: 9
Coding region: 174-5663 (1829 amino acids)
Biological process (GO): cell adhesion involved in heart morphogenesis; larval heart development
Cellular component (GO): extracellular matrix
Source: RefSeq, a predicted model, not a curated record